AUGAAUCAAAAGUAUGAAUUAAGGCUCACCGGGGAUUGUUCGGUAUCCUUCACUGCCGAGGAACUGUUAGCAAUCGAGCGAGAAUACAAGGAGUAUUGGGGUUGGCACGAAAUUCGGGACUUUGCAGCUGAGUAUCUCAGCACAGACGCAGAUGGCUGGGUAUCCCCAGAGGAUGACUUUGACGAGGUCCAGCGGCUGAACAGAACGAUGUUUGGGAGGUAUAUGAAAGAAAUGGCGGAGAAUAACGUACCCCUGGGCUCUGCUCGAAGGAACUGGCCCUUUUUGGAGGGUCUCUAG
Molecule: messenger RNA, 297 nt
Organism: Penicillium alfredii
Lineage: Eukaryota; Fungi; Ascomycota; Eurotiomycetes; Eurotiales; Aspergillaceae
Exons: 2
Coding region: 1-297 (98 amino acids)
Source: RefSeq, a predicted model, not a curated record